CAGGGGAAACAGACGUUAUUUCCGCUUCAUCGGCCGGGUUUUAACGAAACACCUUCGGGACUGUGCGAGCCAGGAUGCCCGGAGACCCCUCCUUCACCUUCAGCGUCCUCCACCGGAUUUGUAAGCUGGUGGUGCUGCUCUGUUUUCUCCACAUCGCCGUCGCCGUGGUCUUCUAUGUCCGCUCCUUCGAUUUCCGCCUCGCCUUCGUUCAGAAUCAGCAGUCCAAUAAUAACAUCUCUAAGAGCCAGAAUACCGACCCGGUGGUGAGCUACGGGAAAGUCUUGGAGCAGCCGGUGAAGAAGCUGGAGAAAUGCCCCGAGACGUCCCCCCUGCUGGUGGGUCCCCUGAAGGUGGAGUUUAACUUUACUGUGGACCUGGAGCUGGUAAAAAAGGAGAACCCCAACGUGCAGCCGGGCGGACGUUUCAAACCCAAAGACUGCGAGGCGCUACAGAAAGUGGCCAUCAUCAUCGCGUUCCGUUACCGAGAAGAGCACCUUAAGUACUGGCUGUACUACCUGCACCCGAUCCUGCAGAGGCAGCAGCUCGACUACGGGGUCUACGUCAUCAAACAGGAUGGCAACGACACCUUCAACAAAUGCAGGCUGCUGAAUACUGGCUACGCAGAGGCCUUGAAGGAGUAUGAUUACAACUGCUUCGUCUUCAACGAUGUCGACGUCAUCCCCAUGGACGACCGCAACACCUACAAGUGCUUCAGCCAGCCUCGGCACCUGGGUGUGUACUUGGACAAGUUCGGCUUCAGGUUACCGUACAAUGGGUGUUUUGGAGGCGCCACCUCGUUGAGUAAAGAGCAAUACUUGAAGAUCAACGGCUUUCCCAACAACUAUUGGGGCUGGGGAGGAGAGGACGAUGACAUCUACAACAGGGUGGUGACUAAAGGAAUGUCCAUCUCCAGACCCGACAGUGAAAUUGGGAAGUGCCGCAUGAUCCGACACAACAGAGACAAGCUGAAUGAUCCAAACCCACAGAGGUUUGACCUGCUUGCUCACACUCAACAGACCAUGGACAAAGACGGCAUAAACUCUCUGAAGACCCAGGUGUUGAGCAUCCAGAAGUUUGACCUUUACACUAUGAUCACCGUGGAUGUGGGAAAGCCAUGAAGGAUCUGUGGCACCGGGACCAGGCUGAAAUUCACACCGUGCCUCUGACACUUGAAGCUUUAAGUUCUGGUUCUGCUCCAGAACUACUGGACUGUUUCCGUGAUUUUUUUUUUUUUGGGUUUUUGCACAAACAGACUCAUGGUUUGUGGAGUUUUUUCGGGGCCUUAAGGACUCAAUCAGCUCCCACGUCUGUGCGUCAGACGCUGCUGCUGGGAUAUUUCCUAAACAAGACUUUUGUUUUGAAAAUCAGACAAUCAGAGCGGCCCUCAGGGUCAUGUGGUCUGGGCUUUACUGCUGGAGGAUUAGGGGUUAUUGAGUGUGUCUGUUUGACCUUUUUUAAAAAUCAGGUUUUCAAUCAGUGAUCAAUGUUUCUUUUCUUUUUACAGCCAAAGUUUAAUCCAAAAUGAAACGAGUCUGUUCCUCAAUAGAUUCUAUUACUAAUUAAUCAGCACUGAUUGAUUAUCUACAGAA
Messenger RNA from Pelmatolapia mariae (spotted tilapia), 1589 nucleotides. Its product is annotated as beta-1,4-galactosyltransferase 1-like. Gene Ontology annotation, biological process: protein N-linked glycosylation; carbohydrate metabolic process. The record is from RefSeq and is a predicted model, not a curated record. NCBI's taxonomy places the organism in Eukaryota, Metazoa, Chordata, Actinopteri, Cichliformes, Cichlidae. Bases 75 to 1118 code for a protein of 347 amino acids. Gene Ontology annotation, cellular component: Golgi apparatus. Gene Ontology annotation, molecular function: beta-N-acetylglucosaminylglycopeptide beta-1,4-galactosyltransferase activity; cytoskeletal protein binding. The transcript has 6 exons.